Rubroshorea leprosula is the source of this 1560-nucleotide messenger RNA. The record is from the annotation of a GenBank genome assembly. Lineage: Eukaryota; Viridiplantae; Streptophyta; Magnoliopsida; Malvales; Dipterocarpaceae.
AACCCUCAAAACAGCCAAAAUCCUCCCAAAUUUCACAAAAAUAACUCACCCAAACACAAACCCACAUCAUUUUCGGCCCAUUCCUCUAAGAAUCGUGCAUUAUCUCCCAAAAAUGGUGAGGACUAAAAGAGUUGUAAAGAAACCAAGGGGGCAGGCGACAAGCACUUCUGGAAGGCGUCGAAGGGCUGAGCAAAGUCCUGAGGAGAGCGGUGAAAGCACAGACACCGAGCAGGUAUUUCAACCCGAUAACCCUCGGAACUUUGUAUCUGCAAAUGCUAUGGAUAUAUAUAGAAAUUUAGGAAAUAGGAAUGUCAUUUAUGGGUUUAGAGUAGUUUUGGAAGAUAUAUGCAAAGGGGGGCUGCAUGUAAGAGAGAUGUUAGAUGCAAUGGGAUGGACUGAAUUAGUAACUAGAAAGGUGAGGGUUUACCCGCAAUUGAUUAAGAUUUUUUAUGCAAAUUUGAGUGACUCAGAGGAUGGAGGGUAUAAAACAAUGGUUCUUAGGAAGACUUUUGAAUUUGAUGCUGAAACCAUAAAUGAUGUUUUACAUUUGCCGAAUGAGGGAGCCAGGGAAUUGCAUGCAUUUACAGAGGAAUCAGCAAAGAAAUCUAUCAUGGGGGAUGAGUGGAAUGAGGGACAAACAUUAAGCAUUCACCACUUGAAUUUGGAGAAUCGGUUAAUGUUUUGGAUUUACAAUCACAUAAUUUUACCAAGGCAAGGUUCUUUUGGGAAAUUUAGUGGUCCGGAUUGUGUGUGGUUUGCAUAUAUUCUUAGCCAAAGGCGGAUCAAUUUAGGACACCAUAUUAUGAGACACAUGGUGUAUUAUAGGGGUAGAUCGACACUCGCAUUGGCGUAUGGCACUCUAAUCACGUUACUUAUGGAAAAUGUGGGUGUUGAUUUGAGUGGUAUGGAGUCCCAAGACUUAUACCAUCACGAGCUUCUGAACGAGAGUUCACUGAACAAAAUGGGAUUAAGCACACAGAGAGGAAUGCAGCUCAUUCUCGAGAGACUUACACGGAUUGAAUCGAAGCUCGAUGAUCACAUUCGCGAGUGUCAGAUGGCAGCACCUAUAGGUCUUCGAGGGAGAAGAGGAGAUCCGUCUACUGCUGGCACAUCCUCCGAACAGCAACCACCUGAUCCCUUUUCACAUCCGGACGCAUAAAUCCGGAUGUUGCAGUUGUUGAUGCCUGUUAAAUUCUCGUUUUAGUGUAUAAACACUGUUUGGAAGGUUUUAUUAAUGUUCUGACUUUUUAUAUAUUUGAAUAUGUACAUAUAAUGUUGACAGUAGAUGCAGUUUUAAUAGAAAUGAGCAUAUCAUAAUUGUGAUGAUUUUGUUUGGUUGAUUAUGUUCUUGAUGUGCUUCCAUUGAUGGCGAGCAAUGUGGUAGUUCAUAGUGUGCUUGAAUGGCAAUGUGUGGUUCUUGUUUUAAAGUUUGAUGUGCAUGUCGGUUUUAAUGGAUCAUUUGUAUUUUAUACAAUUUGUGAUUGUAUAUAGAAGGAUUUUGAAGUUUUUUUAAUAGUAAUGUAUGUCUCAUACUCCAGUCAAUACAGAUUAUACCGUUGA